AUGUGCUGUCGAGCGGCCAACAUAUGCCGCGCGAGUGAAUCCCUGUUGAAACUCAUUUGGGAUAUCAAACAGUUUCUCAUUAUUAAUGACUUUCCGCUAAUCAACGAAUCCAUAUCCGAGAAAGUGGACACUAAUCUCACCAACGUUUCAGACAUUGACCACAAACUUCUUAACCUCAGGGAUGAGAUCGCGAACGAGUUGUACGAAUUGGAGGACGAGUACUAUAACUCUCUCAUCAAGUGA
This is a messenger RNA of Medioppia subpectinata, 243 nucleotides long. NCBI's taxonomy places the organism in Eukaryota, Metazoa, Arthropoda, Arachnida, Sarcoptiformes, Oppiidae. The record is from the annotation of a GenBank genome assembly.